Molecule: messenger RNA, 793 nt
Organism: Notothenia coriiceps (black rockcod)
Lineage: Eukaryota; Metazoa; Chordata; Actinopteri; Perciformes; Nototheniidae
Product: DNA repair protein complementing XP-G cells homolog
Exons: 7
Coding region: 155-793 (212 amino acids)
Biological process (GO): nucleotide-excision repair
Cellular component (GO): nucleus
Molecular function (GO): single-stranded DNA binding; DNA endonuclease activity
Source: RefSeq, a predicted model, not a curated record
CAGUGUUACAACAAAACGUUAAAAAGUGCCCCUGUAGUGCACGUCUCUUUUUUAUUGGUUUUGGAGUCGAUACGAAUAUGCUUAAAUUAGUCAGACACAGUUAAACUGAUGCCGUGUGUUUCUUGAUAUUCACAGUAUUUGAACUCCAGUUAUCAUGGGAGUGCAUGGACUGUGGAAGCUGCUGGAGAGCACAGGGAAGCCCGUCAACCCUGAGACUCUGGAGGGAAAGGUCCUUGCUGUUGACAUCAGUAUAUGGCUGAACCAGGCAGUGAAAGGAGUGAGGGACCGUGAAGGUAACAGUGUGCAGAACGCCCACCUCCUCACUCUCUUCCACCGCGUCUGUAAGCUGCUCUUCUUCCGCAUCAGGCCCGUCUUUGUGUUUGAUGGGGACGCACCGCUGCUGAAGAAACAGACUCUGGCUUUGAGGAGGCAGAGGAAAGAGGAGCUGACCCGAGAGUCCAAACAGACGAAUGAUAAACUCCUCAAGACGUUCCUGAAGAGACAAGCUAUCAAAGCUGCACUUGGAGACGCCAGUAAGGAUCCUCUACCCAGCCUCUCCACUGUGAGGAGAGAUGAAGUGGACGACAUGUACGUUCUGCCAGCCCUGCCAGCUGCAGAGGAGAAAGACAAAAGCAGGUCAGAGGCCUCGGAAGAGGAGCAGAAAGAGAAAAAUAGCACUUGGCAGGCAAGGGCAGGCAAGGGCAGGCCAGGCCAGGCCAGGCCAGGCCAGGCCAGGCCAGGCCAGGCAAGGCCAGGCAAGGCCAGGCAAGGCCAGGUGGACACAGGGACAUAA